Messenger RNA from Cataglyphis hispanica, 3736 nucleotides. Its product is annotated as soluble scavenger receptor cysteine-rich domain-containing protein SSC5D. The record is from RefSeq and is a predicted model, not a curated record. The transcript has 11 exons. Bases 199 to 2211 code for a protein of 670 amino acids. Lineage: Eukaryota; Metazoa; Arthropoda; Insecta; Hymenoptera; Formicidae.
AACGGCACAGCAAGUGUAACCAGUCCCUGGGCGGACGGUCAAUCCGUUGCCUCGCUCUGUUUCUCGAUUAAAAUCGAUCGAUUGGACUCGUCGUGUGAGCAAAGUCACCGGGAAGAAAAACGAGUCGAGAAAAAAAGUGAUUUAGUCCGUGUGCAAAUUUUGGAUUACCUUUUUCCGCGAGGGCUUUAGAAGAACACAAUGUCAACAGCUGUAAGGGAGCGGACGACGACGCACACCAGCAGAAAGAUCGUGAGUCAUGGCGGUCCUAUAUCUGGCCAGAGAGACGGAGCAGCAACGGCUAGCAGCCUCGAAAACAACUUAGACGCACUUCUCGAGGAUCUGCAGACGAGUGUCUCGAGAAGUGCCACUCCUAGCCGAGACAGAGCACUCUCACCCCAAGUCGAAUAUCGUAUGGCUGCCAAUCCUACCAGAGUGAUCUCCGAGGGAGGCAGACCUAUAUCUCCAAAUCGAACAAAAGUAACUACCACCGAGAAAUUUGUGAGUACUGGUCCAACCGGCACACCCAGCGGUAUUCCGGGAUUAGAUUUUCUAGAUGCGGAGCUGCAAAACGUCCAACCCGGUCAAAGCAAAACGAUAGCGUACAAGCAGGUGUCAUAUCAAUAUAACAAGGAUUUGGAUGGGAAACCAGAUUCGUGGGUCACGUCAGAAAACAAACGAGCUCUUACUGGCGCGCCCUUGAUUGACGACAUCCAUGAAACAACUUAUGAGGAGACUAAGACUCCAGCGACGUAUACAUAUCAAAGUCCAGAACCGAUUAUUAAAAAAACAAUAGUUAACAGAGAAUUGGUAUAUGGCGACAGUUCAACGUCUCGUUCGAAACAAACCUCCCCUCUGCCAGGAACUCAAAGGGAUGUUAGGGAUGUCAAGUAUAUUCACGAAAGUAGCUACCAAGCUGAUCCGCGAUCAACUCAAAACGCAUUAACUACAGUGCACACGAGCACACCGCAAGAAUACAAAACUAUCGAAUACGUGCCGGUUCCGUCGCCAACUCCAGCGAUACCGAUCAAUCUGGCACCCGGUCCAAACACAAAGGUGACAACCACGAUCAAAACGUACACGUACGAACUGCCAGGAUCGCCGGAAACAUAUCUACCAGGUGGCAGUGUGCCAGGAGGUAAUGUCGUUCUGCCCGGUGAUCAAACCAUCACAUACACUCUGCCAGGAAGACCCAGCGGUACCACAACUGCUACCACAGACAAGACGAUUACCUACCAAACCGUAACUGAGAAUAUACCAGGGCAUCCCGAUACACCAGUCAAAUAUCAUACCCUGUCAAACGAUCCCACCGAGAAGUCCACAACCAUUCACAAAGAGGCAAAAUUCUAUCGAGAGGAGCAUCACGAUGAUCGUCCCGGUUGGAAGCCUUCCCAUGUUUACCGCAACGCACCGCUGCCAACAAAUAUGGAGACUAAGACCACCGUGACCGAGAAGUAUUACCAAGUCGAUGGUAAUUAUCCCAACGGCCAUGGACCGGGCGAUCGUCCGGAUUAUCCCGGGAGCACGACCGUCAUAUAUCAGAAUCAACCACCUACCAUUGAACACACUAAGACCAUUAAACGGAUUGAAGAAUAUAGAUCUGACAGACAUCACUUGACACCUGAUAAGCCGGAUACACCGACCAGGAUGACGACGACAACGACUUAUUACCCGCAACAAGGUACACCAAAUACGAUUUACAAAUUUUCGAAUACUACGACGACAGUACCACCGAGUAAAAACGCGGACGAUCACGAGGUCCUUUUGCCGAAACCGUUUCCGACUGAUGUCCAGAGGUAUCCCACUAAGCCAGCCACUAACGGUGAAGGACCACCGGCAAAACUCGAAGACCUCAUGGCUUCGUUCUCCGAUUCUGAGCGGGAAGUAUUGGAAGAUAUACAGAGGCAAGAACGCCACAACAAAGAAUCAUCAUCCAGAAAAAAAGAAGUCGAUUUUGUCCCGCAUACUCCGCCGAAGGUCAAAAGCAAGAAUGUUGCCGGUCCACCAGUCUAUUAUCCUCCUGGCUCGGCAGAAUUCACCAAAAAAGAAGAAUCUAGUGCAGCCAUGUCACAAGCUAGUGGAGGAUGGCAAAAAGCAAGCGGAAAAUAUGAAUAUGAAGCUUCCAGUAAAAGCAAAACCAAAACCAGUAAAGGAGGCGCAGUCGUCCCAGUUUGUUUGCCGUUAUGCUGCGCAUUGCCAUGCGUUAUUAUGUAAUUUAAUUUUUGCAUUAACAUAUAUUAAUUAAGCACAUGAUAUGGUCUAAAACAUUUAAUAUAAUCAAAAACAAUAUAGCCUGCAAGAAAUAAAUCAAAGGAAGAAUUAAUGCAAAAAUAUAUAGUUUACGUUUAAAACAUGUUAUAAGUUCUUUUUUUCAUAUUUUUUCUUUUGUUAAAGUGCAGUUACUUGAAUUGCAUAUUCUGUUUUUUCUUUUCGAAAUCUAAACAUAUACUUAUCUUACUUUAAAUAUAAAAAAAUACGGCUGAAAAGAACAGACAAAUACAUAUAUGUGUUAAUAUUUAACAUAUGACAAAUCAUUUAUAUAAUAAGCAAAUAAUCAAAACAAAUCUAUCAUGAAAGAGUGAUUUUAUGUAUUAACAUACUAUAUAGGUAUAUAUUUCAGAAUAACAAAUGUUGAAGCUAUAUUUAUUUAUAUAAUUUUAUUAUUAUAAAUAUUAUCUCCCCCCACAAUGGCAAAUUAUUAAAAUUAUUAAAAUUUUUUAAAAAUAUGUUGCAAUAUAUGAAAAAUUUGCUUUAAAAUUAUCAAUAUAUAAUAUAAAAUGUAUCAGUAGAGCCUUCUUUAAAUUUUAGAUCUAUUAUUACACAUUUAAUUAUACAUAAACAAAAAAUAAAAUUAGUAGCACGGCGCACAAUAAAUUACUUUUUAAUAAAUUAAUUAUAACUUUUAUUAGUAAAUAUAUUUUUAUAUUUUUAUUUAUAUUUCCCGUUGUGUUAUACAAAUGUAAAUUACGUAUGUUAUAUCAUAUAUCAUUGCUAAGUUUCAAUCAAAUUAUAAAAUUAGUGUUAAUAUUUUGCAAAAUAAAUAUAAAAAUAAAUAUAAAAAAUAAAUAUAAUAUAAUAAAAUAAAUAUAAUAAAACUCGUUAUAAUUUUAAUAAAUAAAUAUUAUUAGUGCCAUUUUAUAUAUAAGAAAUACUAUUAUUUUUUUCAAAAUUUAUUAAAAAUAUGUAUGAAGCAAAUCAUGACAAUAAGUACUGUAACAAGUAGAAUAAAUAACUUUUAAUUAUACUAUACUACCGUGAAUUAUGGUGCUAUAAUAAUUUUAGUAUUAAAAAAAAUCAUUUAAAUGAAAAAUAUAAUAUCAUCUUAAAUAAUAAUCAUGUAUAUGCCUCUGUUUCUAAACACAAAUAUUAUUUGUAAUUAUAUGUAAAAAUUGUGUUAUGUCAUAUAUAUAAUUACAUGUCAUAUGAUAUAUAACAUGUGUUGCAUAUAUAUUAAUACGUAUGAUAAUCAUGAUAGAUUGUAUUCUAAAGUAUUUUAAAGUUGACAUUUUUAAAUAAUGAUAUUUUUCCAUUCAUGCAUUUUAUUUAUAUGCGUUAUUCUUUAGAAAAUGUCUUUUUAAUAAAAAUAAACUGCAUAUACUAUAGCCACACAGAAUAUAGUAUCCUGAAAAACAACAUGCAAUUAACUCUGGAACAUAAUUAUAUAUAUAUCGAAUAUUGUAUGAUAAAAGUUGAAAAAGAUGUAUCUCCGUCUUACAUUGAUAAAACUAUCAUAAGCAUA